Rhizoctonia solani is the source of this 420-nucleotide messenger RNA. RefSeq lists its product as uncharacterized. Lineage: Eukaryota; Fungi; Basidiomycota; Agaricomycetes; Cantharellales; Ceratobasidiaceae. The transcript has a single exon. The coding region runs from base 1 to 420 and encodes 139 amino acids. The record is from RefSeq and is a predicted model, not a curated record.
AUGGCAGGCACUGGGGUCUACUUGUUGAUUGGCGUCGUAGACUUUGCGGUCGCUUUCGGACUAAUCAACUUCAUCGGCGCUGCACACGUAGCACGCAUAACGGGAUCGGCCAAAGCUUAUGUCGCCGACCACCUUCCAAAUGUGUCGCUUCCCUGGUCUAAGGUUGAAAGCCCAGACGACGUCGGGAGAGAUCGAUUAGGUGGAGGCGAUGGAAGCCUCUAUGCCAUGAUAGUGUUGGCAUGGACUGUCCACAAGACCCUCUUCUUGCCGGUUCGAGUCGGAUUGACGGCAGCAUUUACGCCCAGGCUGGCUAAAUGGCUGAAGCAGAGGGGGUGGACAGGCACUGAUGGUGCUAGGCGUGCUGCGAGCCACUAUAAGCAGAAGAUUAAGGAUUAUAGGGACAGAGAGCGAGGAGACUAA